Molecule: messenger RNA, 399 nt
Organism: Protopolystoma xenopodis
Lineage: Eukaryota; Metazoa; Platyhelminthes; Monogenea; Polystomatidea; Polystomatidae
Source: the annotation of a GenBank genome assembly
AUGAGCCUAGGCGUAUGUGAAUGUUUGCAGUUGUGUGCGUCGAUGCGUGUCCGAAAGUCUCACGUGCCCAAAGCCCUGAGUUCCGAGACCUGGCCCGGCUGCCCUCGUAGAAGCAGUCAAGCGUCUGCUGGGACAAGCGUGGCCGGCUCGUGGCGUUCGGUCCAUCAGCGAAAUGUACGCGCAGGUGUCCAACUGUCUGUGAGGAAAACGGUAUACUCGAAUGUCGCCGAGUCCGUGACUAAUAUGGAUGGGAAGACCUCCGGGUCAAGUAUUUAUCCCAACGCCUUCUUUCGCCCAUGGGGCAGGCCGCCUCCGGCCGUCUGGCUGACUCCACCUGUAUACAUUUCCCAGCACCCAUUUGGCCCACCUCUAAGUCGUUCUCGCACCACCUCCGUCUAA